UUUUCUGCCAGUGGUCUAAUCUAACUUCGAUAUAAUAGGUUAUUUUGUUGGGUGAGAUGUUAAAAAAAUCGACUCACUUUCAGUUGCGCGCACAGUGGUCAGAACUGAUCUGAAGCUAGUUGUUCGGUGAAGUAGGCGACUUGAUUCCUGCUAUGACUAACUUUGAUCACAAGCAAUAAAUAGCCUACAGCUCGUGGUCGCUGACAAGUCUAUGGAAUAUGUACGUAUACAAUGCGGUAUGAGUGAAGCGAAGUAGGCACUAGACUACAAGAACAAGCAUUCAUGGCUGCCGAUGAGUCAACAGUGAUUGUAACUUUUUCUGAAGUCCAAAGUCGCUUCUAGGCUACAAAUGGGUUCCAUGUUUGAUCUGAGCGUUGCUGUAAGACUCUAUUUGCUGUCUUGUUUCGUUGUAUCUGUGGACUUCACUUUAGGCUUGGGACAAAGCCAAGAUACUGAAUUCACGUUUCAACUCCCUGCAGGUAGAACAGAAUGUUUCUACCAAACAGCUACGAAGAACGGAAGCCUGGAAGUAGAAUACCAGGUGAUUGCAGGUGCAGGCCUGGAUGUGGGCUUCACCCUGAUCUCCCCCAGCGGAUACAAGCUGGCCUCUGAGUUCAGGACAUCUGACGGCAUCCACACGGUGGAGCCUACAGAGGAUGGAGACUACCGGCUGUGUUUUGACAACAGCUUCAGUAAGCUUUCUGAGAAGAUGGUGUUCUUCGAGGUGAUCGUGGAGGGCCAGCCUGGGGACACCUGGGGCGAUGAAGAGUGGGCUGAUAUGGCCGAGCCAGAGAGUAUGGUGGAGUACAAACUGGAAGACAUCAGGGAGACCAUGGACUCAGUGCACAGGCACCUGGAGCGGAGCCGGCAGCUUCAGACCAUGCUGAGGGCCUUCGAGGCCCGGGACCGCUAUCUACUGGAGGACAAUCUGUGGAGGGUCUCGUUCUGGUCCUCCAUGAGCCUCCUGGUCAUCCUGACUGUGGCCGUCACACAGGUCUAUACCCUCCGACGCCUCUUCGACGACAAGAGGGUCUGCAAACCCUAGUGUCCAGUAGUAUCUUCCACCAUCCCCACACCCUUCCCAGUGGUAUCUUCCACCAUCCCCACACCCUUCCCAGUGGUAUCUUCCACCAUCCCCACACCCUUCCCAGAGGUAUCUUCCACCAUCCCCUCACCCUUCCCAGUGGUAUCUUCCACCAU
Oncorhynchus gorbuscha (pink salmon) is the source of this 1200-nucleotide messenger RNA. RefSeq names its product transmembrane emp24 domain-containing protein 1-like. The record is from RefSeq and is a predicted model, not a curated record. The coding region runs from base 350 to 1045 and encodes 231 amino acids. Lineage: Eukaryota; Metazoa; Chordata; Actinopteri; Salmoniformes; Salmonidae. Gene Ontology annotation, cellular component: COPII-coated ER to Golgi transport vesicle; endoplasmic reticulum; Golgi apparatus. Gene Ontology annotation, biological process: Golgi organization; endoplasmic reticulum to Golgi vesicle-mediated transport; intracellular protein transport. The transcript has 4 exons.